Manihot esculenta (cassava) is the source of this 2708-nucleotide messenger RNA. RefSeq lists its product as uncharacterized. Gene Ontology annotation, molecular function: DNA binding; protein binding. The transcript is spliced from 11 exons. NCBI's taxonomy places the organism in Eukaryota, Viridiplantae, Streptophyta, Magnoliopsida, Malpighiales, Euphorbiaceae. Bases 223 to 2592 code for a protein of 789 amino acids. The record is from RefSeq and is a predicted model, not a curated record.
CUUUUUUCAUACGAAUCCACCCGUCUACCUGACUCGCACCCAGAUGUCAUCUAUUCGUCUCCCUCGCACUGCCAUUUUUAUUUUUCUCUUUGGAAUCUGUAUCCUCGUACCAGUUUGAUUUAUGUUGAGAAAAUGCCAAUUCUGCCUGCGUCUGCUUGUUAGUCCUUAAUUUGGAGUCCUAAAAGGGUGAUUCGGGGUUCUAGUUUGGAGAGAGCUUCUGUGAUGAAAAUGGGGAGGAUGAAGAAUGUAAACAAGGAAGAGAUUGCCGAGGAUUGGUGUUUCGUUUGCAAAGAUGGAGGUUCAUUGAGGGUUUGUGACUACAAGGAUUGCCUCAAAGCAUAUCAUUCCCGGUGUGUAGAAAAAGAUGAUUCUUUCUUGGAGAGUGAUGUGCCUUGGAGAUGCAAGUGGCAUUUUUGCUUCAUUUGCAAGAACACCCCAAAAUUCCACUGUUUUUGUUGUGCAAAAGCUGUAUGUGGACGCUGCUUCUGUAAUGCUGAGUUCGCAGUUAUUACAGGGAAACGAGGAUUCUGCAAUCAUUGCUUAACACUCAUAGGUUUGAUUGAAGGGAUAGAGAAUCCAAACUUCAAUGAAGGGAAGAUAGACUUCAAUGAUCGAGACACGUACGAAUUCGUGUUCAAGAGUUAUUGGGAAAUGAUUAAAUCAAAAGAAGGUCUAGCUUCCAAACAUGUCCAUAAGCUAUUGAAUAAGGGUGCAGAUACUGAAUAUAUUGAUUCAAAUGAUAUUUUCGAAGGUGAAGAAGCUAUUAGUGAAUUUGAAGUUGGAAAUGAACUUACAUCUGAUAAUGAAGAUUUGAAUAAUAGAAAAAGGCAUGAAGGAAUUAAAAGAUGGAAGAGCAACAAAGGGAAACAAUCUGUGAUUAAUAAGAAGGUUAAGUCAAAUAAAAGGGAAUUUGAUGGAUGGGGAUCAAAACUCCUUUUUGAGUUCCUUGCAUCCAUUGGUGAAGAGACAAAGCAAGAAUUAUCACAACAUGAUGUUACUGCUAUUGUUAUAAGGUAUUGUGAGAAACACAAACUUUUCCAUCCAGAGAAAAAAAAGAAGAAAAUUAUUUGUGAUCCCAUGUUGAAAUCUCUUCUUGGAAGGAAAUCAGUUAAUAAGAAUAGCAUACAUAAACUUUUGACACCACAUUUUGCUGAAAAUUUUGAGCAAUCAGAGGAUGACUUUGGAUAUAGUUCAGAAGGCAAGGGUAGGAAUGUCUCAAUGGCCUGUAAAAGGCAGCGAAUCUCAAGCACAGAUAGAAAUUCUCAGAAGAAAGAAGCCAUUCUAGAUGUUCAAACUAGCUGUUUUGCAUCUGUCGUCGCUGAAAAUAUCAAACUUGUUUACUUGAAGAGGAGUUUAGUGGAGGAGCUGUCAAAGCAAUCUGAGGUUUUUGAUGAUAAAGUAAUGGGAAGUUAUGUGAGAAUUAAAUCUGAUCCAUAUGACUAUUCACAGAAAAAUUCUCAUCAGCUUGUGGAAGUGACGGGCAUAAAAAGAACUUCAAGAAGUGGCCUAGUGAAUGCAGAUAUUCUGCUACAAGUUUCCAAUACACCAAAAGACAUUCCCAUUUGCAAGUUAUCAGAUGAUAACUUCUCCAAGGAAGAAUGUGAGGAUUUGCAACAAAGGGUGAAGGAGGGUCAGCUAGAGAGGCCCACUGUUGUGGAGUUCAAGGAGAAGGCUAAAAGUCUCCAUGAGGUUAUAACAAAACAUUGGAUUCUGAAGGAGAUGGCCCUAUUGCAAAACCUUAUUAAUCAGGCAAAUGAGAAGGGAUGGAGGAGAGAAUUUUCCGCGUACAUGGAUAAAAUGCUGCUUCUUCAGACACCAGCAGAACAGUCCCGCUUGUUGCAUGACAUUCCAGAAAUAAUUGCAGAUGAUGCAGAGGUUGAAACUGCUGACAAUGAAUUGUGCAGGAAGGAUGAAAAGGAAAAUAAUGCCUCACCAGAAUCAGCUAGCAGAGGAAUGUCAAAGCCUGGUAGAAAAAGUUCAAGCAGCAAUAGGAUUUCUUACAACCUAAAUGAUGGAGCAAAUUUUGCAGAACAAAAGCAGCAAUCUGAAGAACCUGAAUCUAAGGAAAUGGUGCAACAGCAUCAUACUAGUCCUGCAAGUGGAGAUGAUGGUAGUCAUCAAAUAGAGAGUUGUGAAUCUGCUCUAGAAGUGAAGCAGAAAUAUUCAAAAGCAUCAGGACGAUUGGUAGCUUCUAUUCCACGAGGCCCAUCCAAUGCCCCUGGUUCAGAAAACCAACAUCAUCCUUCUACUUCAGGAGAAAGCCACGAAAAACCGGUGGAUGGUGACCAUGAAAAGGUGAAGAACAAGCGAACCGGACCACAAGUCGAGUUAAUUGAAUUGAGUGAUGAUGAGGAGCAAGAUACAAAUGUUGCAAAAACCAAUCAAACACCAGAUGACCUGAAUUCUUCUAUAUGGUACUGUGUAAGUCCACAUGGUAUCAAAAGGGGGCCGUACUCGAUGUCAGUGCUUAAGCAAUGGAGUGAUACUAGUUACUCACAAUUGAAAUUCAAGGUGUGGAAAACUGAUCAGAGCCCUGAAGAAGCAGUUUUUCUGACAGAUGCCAUUUGCCAGUUUUUUUCUGGCAAGAACUGAAAUUUUUAAAGUUUUUUUCUUUUUUUUUUCUAGUCAGUUGCUGACACAAACAACUAGAAGCCAGGGGAUUUGUAUCUACUUUCUCCAAGAACGAAAAUUUUUUUGUUUCUUGUCUA